Danio aesculapii is the source of this 9348-nucleotide messenger RNA. Its product is annotated as SCO-spondin-like. The record is from RefSeq and is a predicted model, not a curated record. The coding region runs from base 1 to 9348 and encodes 3115 amino acids. The transcript is spliced from 60 exons. Gene Ontology annotation, molecular function: protein binding. Gene Ontology annotation, cellular component: extracellular matrix. NCBI's taxonomy places the organism in Eukaryota, Metazoa, Chordata, Actinopteri, Cypriniformes, Danionidae.
AUGAAGGGGAACUGUUCGAUAACAGCUACUUUUUCAGGAAACAGCUGUGAUUAUGAGGGUGAUCAGUGUGUAAAGCCAGAGGAGUGUCCAUGUCAUCACAAUGGCAGACUUUAUUUCACCAAUGACACCAUCUCUAAAGACUGCAACACAUGCGUUUGUCGAGAGCAGCGCUGGCACUGCGGUCAGGCAUUGUGUUCAGGCACCUGCGUGGCGACUGGUGACCCUCACUACAUCACAUUUGACGGCCGCCAUUACUCCUUUCUGGGGGACUGUGAGUACGUUCUGGUCCAGGAGAGCAGCGGUUUAUUCAGUGUCAGUGCAGAGAACGUUCCCUGCGGGAGUACAGGAGUGACCUGCACUAAAUCAGUCACUCUGACCAUCGGGAACACGGCCAUACACCUGCUGAGAGGUAAAGCCGUGACUGUUAAUGGGAUUCCAGUCACUCUUCCAAAGUCAUACUCUGGCAGUGGCCUGAUACUGGAGCGGGUUGGGUUAUUUGUGUCCCUUUCCUCUCGACUCGGAGUCACUCUGCUCUGGGAUGGAGGUAUGCGUGUUUACGUCCGACUGACGCCACAUUUGCAUGGACGAGUUGGAGGACUGUGUGGAAAUUUUGAUGGAGAUGCAGAAAACGACUUCACUACUAGACAAGGCAUCAUGGAGUCCACUCCAGAGCUGUUUGGAAACUCCUGGAAGAUCAGCCCUUCAUGUCCUGAUGUGGCAGACCAGGACCUCAGAGACCCCUGCAUUAUUAAUCCUCACCGUGUGACGUGGGCCAAAAAGAAGUGUGCAGUGAUCAAUCAGGAGAUCUUUAGCUCAUGUCAUUCAGAAGUGCCGUACCAGCAGUACUACGACUGGUGUGUGUUUGAUGCCUGCGGGUGUGACUCUGGUGGUGAUUGUGAGUGUUUGUGUACUGCUGUAGCUGCGUAUGCAGAAGAGUGUAACCGCAGAGGAGUGUAUGUGCGCUGGAGGUCACAAGAACUCUGCCCUCUGCAGUGUGAGAACGGAUUGGUUUAUGAGGCCUGUGGUGCUGCCUGUUCUCCAGCGUGUCCCAGCACUCCUUCUCUCUCUGACAGCCUGUGCAGCGCCCUCUCCUGUGUGGAGGGCUGUUUCUGUCCUCAAGGCACCGUUUACCAUGACGAUGCAUGUAUUGCUCCAUCUCAGUGUCCAUGUGAGUGGGACGGCUCUGUGUUUCCUGCAGGAGCGACGGUCACGCAGCACUGCCAGAACUGCUCUUGUUCUGCUGGUUUGUGGCAGUGUGUUGGAUCUCCAUGUCCUCCUCCAUCACCCUGUAAGGACUCAGAGUUUCGCUGUUCUGGUGGAUCUGAGCGCUGUAUUCCUGCAGUGUGGGUCUGCGAUAAUGAAGACGACUGUGGGGACGGAUCUGAUGAGGUCUGUCCAAUCACCUGUCCUCCUGAACACUUCCGCUGCUCUGGCGGAGCAUGUUUACCUGUGGAGCUCAGGUGUGAUGGACAUCCAGACUGCGCCGACCAAUCAGAUGAGGACUUCUGUCCUCCGAGCAUACCCGAGUCUGGCUGUCCCUCCGGAGAGUUCAGGUGUGCGAACGGACGCUGUGUGCCGGAGCAUAAAGUCUGUGAUGGGAGGAUGGAUUGCGGAUUUGCUGAUGACUCUGAUGAAUAUGACUGUGGCGUGGUGUGUCGGCCGGAGGAGUUUCGCUGUUCCUCCGGCCGCUGUGUGCUGUUUCUGCACCGCUGUGAUGGUCACGAUGACUGUGGAGAUUACAGUGAUGAGCGAGGGUGUGUGUGUGCUCUCGGAGAGCUCCAGUGUCCCGGAGAUCAGUGUGUGUCUGCAGAGAGAGUGUGUGACGGACACAGAGACUGUCCAUCCGGCAUCGAUGAGCUCAUCUGUCCUGCUAAAGGAUGCAGUCAGUUUGAGUUCGGCUGUACGAGUGGUCAGUGUGUGCCGCUAGCGUGGCGAUGUGAUGGUGAGACCGACUGUCUUGACGGCAGUGAUGAGAAACGCUGUUCUCGCAGCUGUCAGUCUGACCAGUUCCUCUGCCAGAGCGGAGACCAGUGCAUCCUGUACCAGCAGCUCUGUGACGGGACGCCAAACUGUAGAGAUGCCUCAGACGAGAGCCUGGACAACUGCGGAUCCACACGGAUUCCUCCCUGUCCAGGCAGCUUCUCAUGUGAUAAUCGCACAUGUGUGAACGCUUCACGUGUGUGUAACGGCAUUCCUGACUGCCCGAAAGGAGAAGACGAGAUCCUCUGUGAUAAAGUGAGGCCCUCCGCAGCGCCCCCUAGUGAAGGAAACACCAGUCGCAUCUGUCCAGAGUUCACCUGUGCUGAUGGAUCCUGUGUUCCAUUUAAUACGAUGUGUAAUGGAGUAUCAGACUGUCCCGGGGCUGAGGCUUCAGAUGAGUCUGGCUGUGGGGUCUGGGGUCUCUGGGGCCCCUGGAGUGCCUGCAGUCGGAGCUGUGGAUCGGGAAUCAUGAGCCGACAGAGACGCUGCAGUCCGGAGCAUUCAGACUGUAGAGGACAGAAAACACAACGCCAGCAGUGCUACUCCACUGCCUGUCCCGUGGACGGCUACUGGUCACCGUGGUCAACAUGGUCAAACUGCAGUAAAAGCUGUGGUGGUGUUGAAAUACGUCAGAGAGAGUGUGUUCCAGCACAGAACGGAGGCAGAAGCUGUGCAGAAAUACCUGGAGAAACUAACAUGACCACCGAUAUCAGGCCGUGUGCUCAGGAUUGCUCUGAUGUCUCCUGCCCUGCUGGUCUGGUCAGUCACACCUGUGCUUCAUGCCCUUUGACCUGCGCUCAUGUAUCCGGGACCGCGACAUGUGACCCAGACUCAAAGUGCUUCGCAGGCUGCUGGUGUCCUGAAGGGAAGGUGAUGAAUGCAGAUCAUCAGUGUGUUCCUCCAGAGGAGUGUGUGUGUGAGGUGUCUGGCGUUCGCUACUGGCCCGGUCAACAGGUCAAAGUGGGCUGUGACAUCUGUGUGUGUGAGAGAGGCAGAACGCAACACUGUCAGCCUAAUCCAGAGUGCUCAGUUCACUGCGGCUGGUCCUCCUGGUCUCUCUGGGGCGAGUGUUUGGGUCCGUGUGGAGUUCAGAGUGUCCAGUGGUCUUUCCGAAGCCCAAAUAAUCCCACAAAACACGGAAACGGCCGCCAGUGUCGAGGAAUUUAUCGGAAAGCCCGACGCUGUCAGACGGAGCCGUGCAGUGAGUGUGAGUAUCUCGGACACACACAUGCAGUGGGUGAGCGCUGGAAAGGAGGUCAGUGCCAGCUGUGCCAGUGUUUGCCCAACCUCACUGUGCAGUGUGGCCCAUACUGCCCAUAUGCUGCCACUGGAUGCCCACAGGUGUGUGUGUGUGUGUGUGCGAGCGUGUGCUGCAUUUAUGUGUUUUCUGUGGUGUUUGUUCUGUGUAAUGGUUCCACUAUUAUGACGACUACACCAAUGAUCCUGCCAAUAACACUCGGACCCUCCAGACCACCAGAGGGCCCUCCAACAGUGCCCACAUACCCGCUGCCACCCGGAGAUGAGUGUUGGUCACCUCUGGGUGUUCAGUCGCUCCCCGCUGCCAGCUUCAGCUCCUCAUCCCACCAGGCCGGUCACCCUCCGUCUGCUGGACGUCUGAACGCUGGAGACCCUCACCGAGACCUGCAGGGCUGGAGCCCGGAACCAGAACAGUACAGAGAGCUCCCGCACGGGACGCCAGAGGACAGCGGACACCCAUCACAUGGCCCGUACCUGCAGAUAGACCUGCUCACACAACAUAACAUCACAGGUGUGUUGACGCAGGGUGGUGGUGUGUUUGACACAUUUGUGUCCAGCUUUUUUCUGCAGUUCAGCAGUGACGGCCUUCAGUGGUACACAUAUAAAGAGAUGAUCACCGACGCCAGGCCAAAAGCAAAGGUAUUUCAGGGUAACAGUGAUGACCGUGGUGUAUCGCUAGCCCGUCUGGACCGGAUGGUGUCAGCUCGGUUCGUCAGGAUUCUGCCUCAUGAUUUCCAGAAUGGAAUCUAUCUGAGAGUGGAAAUCAUGGGAUGUGCCGACGGCACUGGUCCUGGUGCUGUGUGUCCACCGGGUCAGUUCUCCUGUCCUGCUCCUCCUCCUGGACUCUGCAUUGAGGAGAAGCUCCUCUGUGAUGGAGUUCCUCACUGUCCUGAUGGAGCGGAUGAGAGAGACUGUAAACACACCAAUAUUACCCACAUCACCCCGACUGCUGCUGCGCUCAGGACACCCAGCAAAAUCAGGACCACACCGACCCCUCUGACCACCACUGAAGGAGGACCAGGUCAAAAAGGUGUGUGCGCUUCUGCUCUGGGAUUGGAGGAUGGGCGUGUCCAUUACGGUCAGCUGACCUCAUCCUCAUACAGAGAGAAUAAUCCUGCUGAUGCGGGACGACUCAACGUGGUGCCCAAUGUGAUGGUGAUGGAGCCAGGAUGGAGUCCGUUACCUGCAGACCCUCAUCCGUAUUUCCAGGUGGAUUUCCUGGAGCCCACGUGGGUUUCAGGUGUGGUGACGCAGGGCAGUGAGCGCAUGUGGGGUUACUUGACCAAAUACAGACUGGCCUUCGCUCUGGUGGAGAAUCAGUUCAUCAACUUCACCGAGACCGGAGACACAGACGCUCCUCCAAAGAUGUUUGAGGUGAGGAUGGUCAGUCGGACGCCUGUCACCCGCUGGCUGCACCGGCUGGUCAGAGCUCGAUUUCUCCGCAUCAUUCCUGUAGAGUUUCGACACACUUUCUAUCUGCGCGUUGAAGUGCUGGGAUGUAGAGGAGAUGAGUUGGUGACACCCAGUAGUUUAGUGACCACAGCGCCCCCUGGUGUUCCAGGAGUGCAGAACCACACUGAACCUUCAGGACGUCCCGGACAUCAUAACUACACCUCUGGAGCUCCAGGACUUCAGACCAAGAGUCUACAGGAUGGCAGACCCGGCGUCGCAACACCAACCGGAGGACCAGACCUUCAUAUUAUUACACCUACAGCCACAGCAUUCUGGGAUGCAUCUACACCCUAUGACGAGUUACCCAGAGUUGAGUGUGUGGAGGGUCAGUUCAGCUGCAGGACGUUCGGCUGUGUGGAAGACGAACUCGUGUGUGAUGGGCAUGAAGACUGUCCUGACGGAUCAGAUGAACUUCACUGUGGGUCGGGAUCUCCUCCUCCAGGAUGGGUCUCUCCCUCUCAGCGCCCCCUGCUGCCCAAACUCUGCUCCUCCAAACAGUGGAGCUGCUGGAGUGGAGAGUGUGUGAGUUUGGACAGGAGGUGUGAUCUACACUCAGACUGUGCUGACGGAUCAGACGAGAACGACUGCUUCGACUGUAUUCUGUCCUCUUGGACGUCCUGGAGUCAGUGCAGCGCCUCCUGUGGUUUGGGUUCAAUCUUUCGGCAGAAGAACAUCCUGAGAGACGCUCGACCUGGAGGAUCCUGUGGAGGAGCUCAGUUCGACAGCAGACCCUGUUUCCUGCAGGCCUGUCCUGUGUCGGGUCAGUGGUCAGAGUGGACGCAGUGGUCCGGCUGUGACGUCCCAUGUGCUGGAGGCCUGAUGGUCAGAAACAGGACCUGCUCCAAUCCUCCACCCAAAAACGGCGGUCGUGACUGUGAAGGGAUGAGCAGACAAACACACACCUGUAACACACAGUCCUGCGGCUCCGACACAGACACACAGAGCGGCUGCACUGGAGGAAUGAAACUGAUGGAUGAGUCUGACUGUUUGGCAGGAAAAUUCAGCCCUUGUCCCCUGACCUGCUCUGACCUUCAUUCAGAGAGAAACUGCACAUUAAACUGCACUACAGGAUGUCAUUGUCCUUCUGGGCUCUUCCUCCAGUCUGGCCGGUGUGUGAAUGCCAGUGAAUGCGAGUGUUUCUGGAACGGUUCGCUCAUUCAGCCGGGUCAGGAUGUCAAUAACUCAAGCUGCAGCUCCUGUGUGUGUAAAGAUGGGCGUGUCCUAUGUGAUGAGUCCAGCUGUGUCGCUCGCUGUGAUUGGUCAGCUUGGUCUUCGUGGACGUCAUGUGACAGCAGCUGCGGGACAGGAGUACAGCACCGCUACAGAUCUCCUCUGAGUGCGGUGGGAGCGCUGCAUGUGGAACCGUGUGAAGGAGACUCUACUGAAGCCAGACGCUGCUCCCUUCCCUGUGCAGACGGUGCUGAUGGAGCACAGUGGAGUGAGUGGACGCACUGGUCUGAGUGCAGUAAGACGUGUUUUCAUCAUGUGGACGCUGUGGGUCUGAGGAAACGCUUCAGGAGCUGUAAUCACACACACACCUGUGCAGGAGACGCAGACGAGCAGGAGCCCUGCAACACACUGCACUGCCCUGUCAAUGGAGGCUGGUCGUCCUGGUCCAGCUGGUCUGAUUGUUCAUCUGACUGUGACUCUGGUGUUCAGACGAGGGAGCGGUUCUGCAGUUUCCCACCGCCACUCUACGGAGGCCUCGUCUGUCCUGGUCCACACAUGCAAACACGAGACUGCAACGUCCAGCCCUGCACUGGUGUGUGUCCAGACGGUAUGACGUUCCUGUGGAAGCGUCAGUGUGAGGCUCAGGGUGGCGCGUGUCCACGAGUGUGUCUGGAUGCCAUGGCAGAUGUUCAGUGUGCGUCUGAGUGUUAUGAUGGAUGCUACUGUUCUCCAGGUUUCUAUCUGUUCAAUAAGAGCUGUGUGCGUCUGCAGUUCUGUCCCUGUGUCCACCAGGGGGCGCUACUGAUGCCCGGAGACUCUGUACCGCAGGACAACUGCAACAACUGCACGUGUGUUAAUGGAGAGAUGCAGUGUGGAGAAGAGCCCUGCCCUGUGCAUUGUGGGUGGAGUGAAUGGACCAGCUGGAGCACGUGCAGUAGGACAUGUGACGUGGGCAUCAGACGCCGCUAUCGAUCAGGAACCAAUCCGGCGCCAGCGUUCGGUGGACGUGCAUGUGAGGGCGAACGCAUCGGGCUGGACACAUGCAGCGUUACACCGUGCUUCGGAGUGAAGGGCCCAUGGAGCCGCUGGUCUGAGUGUUCAGUGUCCUGCGGCGGAGGCUACAGGAGCAGAACCAGAGGACCAAUCAGGAGCCACGGCACACAGCAGCAGUUCAGUGCCUGCAACCUGCAGCCCUGCGGUAACAGAAGCGGGUGUUCUGGCGGUCAGCAGUGGUCAGUGUGUGUCAGAGAGCAGCUGCUGUGCUCAGAUUUGGGGACGGAGGCUCAGAAAGAUGCCCACUGCCACCCGGGAUGCCAGUGUCCUGAAGGAUCGGCUCUACAGAAUGGCGAGUGUGUGCCUGUUUCGUUCUGUCACUGUCAUGUAGAUGGAGAGCAGUACAAACCCAGAGCCACCGUCACCAAAGACUGCAACAACUGCACGUGUGAAUCAGGAAAGCUGGUCAACUGUACCAGUGUGGAUUGUGAUAUGGACGGUGGCUGGUCCUCUUGGACCCCAUGGGGUGUGUGUUCAGUGUCGUGUGGUGUGGGUCUUCAGUCUCGGUAUCGCUUCUGUUCUGAUCCGGAGCCUGCUGGAGCUGGUUUACCAUGCACUGGAGCCCGUCGAGAUGACAGAGUGUGUGCUUCAACACCCUGCACUCGAGACGGAGGCUGGAGCGACUGGUCCUCCUGGACGGACUGCAGCAGGUCGUGUGGUGGAGGAGUAAAGAGCCGGAGGAGAGACUGUGAUCGACCAAUCAGGACAGCCGAUGGAGACCAGUGUGAAGGACUGGACACUGAAGUCACACUCUGUAACACACAACACUGUCCAGUGUCGUCUUGUUCACACGUGUAUGGAAGUGUGUUCAGUGCCUGCGGACCCUCGUGCCCACGAUCAUGUGACGACCUCACCUUCUGUGAGUGGCGCUGUGAGCCGGGCUGUUACUGCACUAAUGGUAAAGUCCUGACCUCAAACGGGACGGAGUGUGUGGAGCAAGACUUGUGUCCCUGUCUGGACCUCAACACUGGAGAACGAGUUCAACCCGGAGACACCGUACCGACUCCAGACGCCUGCAACAACUGCACGUGUGAAGGAGGCAGACUGUCCUGCACUGAUCAUCCAUGUCCAGUGGAUGGAGACUGGUGUCAGUGGUCUGACUGGACACCCUGCUCUAAGACCUGUGGGCUGGAGUGGGUAUCCCGCUACAGGAGCUGCUCCUGUCCCGAACCCAUGUCUGGAGGAGCUCCCUGUCCAGACCAGCAGGAGGAGCAUGCCGGACUGGGGGUCCAGAUCCAGAGACAGCCCUGCCCUUCCAUCUCCUACUGUCCUGUUGAUGGUUCGUGGGGCUCCUGGAGCUCGUGGUCAGAGUGUGACGCAUGCGCGGGGGUCUCAGUCAGACAGAGGCAGUGUCACAGUCCUCCAGCGCGCUUCGGUGGUCUGCCCUGCCUCGGGGAGAAUCUGCAGAGCCGCGCGUGUCAUGAUAACACCACCGUCUGCUCAGACUGUGGAGGGGGUCAGCAGGAGUGGGUGUGUGGGAAACCGUGUCCUCGCUCCUGUUCAGAUCUUCAUGCGGAUACGGAGUGUGUGGACACUCCGGGAUCCUGCAGCCGGAGCUGUGGAUGUCCAGGACACACACUGCUGCAAGACGGAGUGUGUGUGGAGCCAGAGAUGUGCCGCUGUAAAUAUCACAACACCAGCACCAGCGCAGUAUCAGACUCAGGUAAUGUCUCCUGGUCAUGGAGCGGCACAUCAGACUGGCAGAUCACAGAACCAGGAGAAACCAUCAGCAGCCACUGCCACAACUGUACAUGUGAAGCAGGAGUCCUGCAGUGUGAUUCAGUUCCUGGUUGCCAUGUUGAUGGUGGAUGGAGCCAAUGGGGUGCCUGGUCUGAUUGCUCCGCCCAGUGUGGAGGCGGGGUUAAGUUGAGGGAUCGUCAGUGUGAUAACCCCGCCCCUCAGAGCAGCGGGAGACAGUGUGCAGGAUCAGAGCGACAGCAGAAACACUGCAACACACACAACUGCACAGACUCUGGCCCGUGGUUGCAGUGGUCGAGGUGGUCUGCCUGCACCGUCAGCUGUGGUGGAGGCUCUCAGAGCCGCAGUCGCUCCUGUUCAACACCUCCAUGUUCAGGCAUGAGACGGCAGAGCAAGACGUGUAACACACAAGUGUGUCUGGAGGUGGGCUGUCCUCCCGGGCGUCUGUACCGUGAGUGUGAGCAUGGCGAGGGCUGUCCGUUCAGCUGUUCUCAGGUCAGUGGUCUGGAGGGCUGUUAUUCAGAGGGCUGUGAUGAAGGCUGCCACUGUCCACCAAACACCUUCCAGCACAACGGAUCCUGCGUCUCUGAAUGUCCAUGUGUGGUGGACUCUGACCUCUUGACCUCUCUACAAAGUGUGUUGGAGACCCCUGACGUGACCUUUGACCUCCAGAACAUCACAUUGGGCUCAGAGCUAAUGUCUGGAGAGGAACUCAUGCUGGAGUGCAGCUCAUGGUGA